AUGGGCUCUCUCCCAUUUUCUCACUUAUUCCGUCCAUUUCUCUCUCUCUCUCUCUCUCUCUCUCUCUCUCUCUCAGUCACUCUAUUUGUGAUUCUCUCUCUUCUUCUAUCUUGCAAUGAUCGCCCCUCUUUUUAUAUUGCCCUAUUAUUUUUUCACUUAUUCACCCCCUUUCAUUUCGAAUCUUUCCCUCUUCUCUGUCAAGUGUUCCCCAUUUCUUUAAAUUGUCCAAUUUUCUCACUUUUUCACUCCAUUACGGUAGCUUUCUGUCACUCUCUAAAUCACCCUGAUCUUUACUCUUUCACUUCUCUCUCUCUCCCUCUUUCUGUCUUUUCCCAUGUUUGUCACGCUCUUUACACAAUCGCAUUUUAUUUUUUCAGUCCAUUUCAUUUCUGUCACUCCCCCCUCUCUCUCUCUCACUCGCUCUCAGUCACUAUGUUCUUGAUUCUCUCUCCCCGCUUUUCAAUGGUUGCCACUUUAUUUGAAUUGCCCUAUUUUCUCACUUAUUCAGUCCAUUUCAUUCCUCUCUCUCUCGCACUCUCUCUCUUUCUCACUAUGAUCGUGAAGCUCUCUCCCUCUAUCUUGCAAUGGUUGCCACUCUUCUUAAAUGGCCCUAUUAUUUUCUCACUUAUUCACUCCAUUUCAUUUACCUCUCUCUCUCUCUCUCUCUCUAGUUAUUUAUCUCUCUCAUUCACUAUGUGA
Acanthosepion pharaonis is the source of this 699-nucleotide messenger RNA. Lineage: Eukaryota; Metazoa; Mollusca; Cephalopoda; Sepiida; Sepiidae. The record is from the annotation of a GenBank genome assembly.